CCUUCUUCGAGUGACCGAACAGCACCGUCGAACUAUCAUAAUGGCACUUUCCAACGGCUGCGCGCACCACUUCGUCCUGAUCAAGUCAGAGAGUAGCUUGAUCCAAUGGACAUGUCAGCUAUGCCAAUCAGGGCCCCAUUACUUCAUCUAUGAGUGCCGGUACUGCAAGAUGAGAACGUGCCGUCCCUGCAUCCCAGGGUAUGGCAUUACGGCCGCUCCUAGGGGCGGCGGAUGCGUGCUUGAGAAGGAGUGUGCUAUCUUCGGAAAUACCGUUAUCCAACUAGCGGAAGAUGGCGAACCCCGGAUUUCCGCUGUGUUGGAUGUUGCGCCGCCCGCUGUCAGUCACUCAGUCAUGCUUCUUGCGGGGAAGAACAGCUAG
Messenger RNA from Neurospora crassa OR74A, 379 nucleotides. RefSeq lists its product as hypothetical. Lineage: Eukaryota; Fungi; Ascomycota; Sordariomycetes; Sordariales; Sordariaceae. Bases 41 to 379 code for a protein of 112 amino acids. The transcript is spliced from 2 exons. The record is from RefSeq and is a predicted model, not a curated record.